AUGCCUAACCAUGUCAUCCUGGCGUCAGGUGCUGUAGUCGCCGUAUCGGUCGCUGUUGCAACCGCUGUUGCCAUUUUCGAGUCGCCUGAAGUGCGACGUUAUGCCGACGAUGUCCGCAGAAGAAUAGCUAUGGCCCUGCACUCUAUCGGCGAAAACAUCGAUCCCCCCUAUCGUGAGCCAGUCUUUAAUAGACCCGAAGAUGCUGAUGGAUUCCUCGAGUCCCGCCGGGGAGUUGGCGCUGAAAAUGGCGUUGACGCUGACGAGGAAACACGCCGAAGACAACGUGAGGAACUGCUCUAUUGGAACAUGGUCAUGUUGGGGAAGCAAGAGAAGGAACAGAAGAUGAAGGAGUCUUCAGACGAACCAUCACGGUCCAUGACGGACACGCCGCGAAGAGGCUCCUCAUUUGACGACUUCCUUCGACAAGAUGAAGGCGCCGAACGGGGUGCUUUUGUUUUCAACACUGGAGCUGAUACUCGAGGAGCGGACGAAGGUCUGCGGCGUCGUGGUGAUGGCCCUCGCGGCUUCUCGACCCUCUACACCAAUCCUUUCGCCGACGAACACAACAUUGACCACGAAGAGCUGGACGACGAAGUCGAGUCAAUCCGCCAUAUUUCUCCCGCUAAUGACGAAGCUUCCGACAUCUACAGUGCUACCACUCAAGACCGAGAGGAGACACCAGCUGCUGCUGCCCUUAUUGAUACUGACCCCACACCCGCUCGCUCCGAGACAGCUUCUUCCGCCACCCUCGAGCAUGAGAUUGGUGUGGAUGAGUACAUGACCGCCGGCCAGGAGGAUCACGAUGAGGCUUAUGCCUCUAUCCAGGCUUGGGCGCAAAACACGAGCCCCGAGUUUUACUCUCCUCUUCCCGUUACCCCCAGCGCCCCCAUGUCCGAGCCCGAGAUCAUCAGCGACGACGGCAUGAUGACCCCUACCGACUCGGUAUCUCUCGUAGGCUCCGGAGAUGAUAUUGCCAACGAUGCGCAAUCAUCCCGCGAGGGCGAGAAUGGCCGUUACUUCGAUGUCAUGAGCGAGAGCUCCGGUAUGGCUACACCUGCGAGCUGGUCUGAAGUUGGCAGCGUCAUCAGCGAGAGCGAUGCCCCCAUCCCUGUGCGCCAAUAA
Messenger RNA from Fusarium sp. VM40, 1122 nucleotides. NCBI's taxonomy places the organism in Eukaryota, Fungi, Ascomycota, Sordariomycetes, Hypocreales, Nectriaceae. The record is from the annotation of a GenBank genome assembly.